This is a messenger RNA of Closterium sp. Naga37s-1, 1521 nucleotides long. NCBI's taxonomy places the organism in Eukaryota, Viridiplantae, Streptophyta, Zygnematophyceae, Desmidiales, Closteriaceae. The record is from the annotation of a GenBank genome assembly.
AUGCACGUGUGGCAUCACCGUUACCACACUCCGUCCGUUCACUUGCCUGGGGAGACGUUUCCUCGUGGGGGCUACAAGGGUGUGCUGGAUGGCUACGUCGAUGGGUGGCCGCAUGCCAAGUCUUGGCCGCAUCUCGCCAAGAAGAAAGGGACGGCGUCCGGUGGAGCUCGGGGGUCAAGCGGGAUGGAGCGGUUCAUGACAACCAAGCUGUCCACGGAGGAGCUACGGCAGGCGAUCGCCAAGCUGGUGGUCACCUGCGACCUCCCCUUCCGCAUCGUCGAGUCCGAGGCCUUUCGGGAGCUAUUGAUCCUGCUAAACCGCAACUGCGCACAGAAGAAUUUCAUCCCCUCGCGGUGGACGGUAUCCCGCGACACUGUGGUCUAUGCAACAGCAGCUCUCCAGUCCGCCAUUGCGGAGAUGCUGGCGAAGGAGGGGGAGUUGGGGUGCAAGGUGUCGAUCACCAUCGACAUGUGGACGGCACCCAACAACAAGGCAUGGCUAGUGGUGACUGGUCACUGGAUAGACGAGAACUUCCAGCUGCGCACAAUGGUGCUUGAGUUCCGUGAGAUGCUCGGGCGGCAUGGGGGCAGGGAGAUGGCGCAGGGCUUGUCGAAGACCGACAAGAAGAAGGUGGAGAGUUUGCGCCUGACAGACGCAGACUGGGAGACCCUGCAGGCGGUGAAGACAUUCCUAAGCCCCUUCGCCAAGGUCUCCAAGGCAGCAGAGGGGGCGGCGUACCCGACUGUGUCGAUGGUGGUGCCGUACUACAACGGCCUGAUCGACGCCAUGGAGUCGCGCCUUGCCAAGGGGCCAUCUCCGACGCUGCAGCCGAUGAUCGUGGCGGCGCUGAGCCACAUGAAGAAGUACGCGUACAUCACCAGCAACGAGUACUGGAUCGCCACCUUCUUGGACCCUUCCAUGAAGGCGGCGUGGUUCGACGACGCGCACUGGGAGAAGCUGCAUCCCGAGACCGACAGGAGGGUGAGGCCGCGUCCGGCGUCUGGCGAGGUGAUCAAGCUGGUGCGCGACCGCGUGGCCGAGUACCAGGCCCGGGCUGCAGAGCUUGCUCCACGGCCGACCCCACUUGCCCCCGUUGCGGAGGAGGAGGGAGACGAGGAGGAGGACGACGAUGACGCGCAGUUUCUCCCUAGUCGCCGACGACUUGCGGCGCGUCUGUCGGCGAGCCAGGAUGCGGGGGCGGGUGGGAUGGUGCAGGACGACGAGGUUAGCAGGUACUUGUCCGAGAGGGUGCGGUGCGACGUGACAGCGCUAGAGUACUGGCGCAGUGCCACCAACAUGCAGACGCUGAGGCGCAUGGCCCGGGAUUAUCUCGCCAUCCCUGCCACGUCCGCUUCGAGCGAGGGCCGCCGACCGAGAGGCGUCGCACCACCAGAGUUCGCCAUUGAGGGCGAGGGGGCAGUGGAGGAUGACGAGGAGGAGGAGGAGGAGGGUGUGGAGGCUGACGACACAGCUGGUGGAGAGGAUGCUGUUGUUGGUAGUAGCAGUGCAGUGGCGCUUUAG